Fonsecaea erecta is the source of this 963-nucleotide messenger RNA. RefSeq lists its product as hypothetical. The record is from RefSeq and is a predicted model, not a curated record. NCBI's taxonomy places the organism in Eukaryota, Fungi, Ascomycota, Eurotiomycetes, Chaetothyriales, Herpotrichiellaceae. The coding region runs from base 1 to 963 and encodes 320 amino acids. The transcript has 5 exons.
AUGGGCGAAGUUAAAGUCGACUUCCCCGCUGGAAAACGAUUCGAUAUCAUACUAGAGCGGCCGUGGUUGAAGGAAGUCAAUCCCGUGAUCAACUGGCGAACUGCCACCUGGACCCAUCGGCACGAGUACAACGCAGAGGCGAUAAAGGAAGUCAGCCUAAAGAAGAUCCUACGACUAGGCAAGACUCAAGGGAUCGGAAUGAUCAGAGUCGCUACAGUAACCAAGCUACCUGAUAGCCCAAAGCAAGUUACAGAAGAACUCCUAGCCUACCUACGGGACUAUACCGAUGUAGCAGACGAGACCGAGGCCGCGAAACUACCGAUAUCCGCACGCGUCGAGUAUACUAUCACUAUCGAAGAAGGGAAAGAUAUCCCGUACGGACCAAUUUACCCUCUCAGCGCAGAAGAACUCAAAGUGCUACGCGAGUAUAUUAAGAAAUUCCUGGCUAGGGGAUGGAUCCGGAAGACGACUUUCCAGGCCUAUAUUAACGAGGCCCUGGACGGCCUACUCGACGAGAUAUGUGUGGCAUAUCUAGACGAUAUCCUUAUCUACAGUAAAACCGUCGAAGAGCAUGCGGAACACAUCGCAGCUGGAAUAUCAGAUCUACUAGUCGGGAUAGUCAAGGGGAAAAAGACAGGCCCUUUUAUCUGGACUCCACGAGUAGAGGAGGCGUUUCGCCUACUAAAAGUAUGCUUUACUCCGGAUGUCCUCCUCGUCUACUACGAUCCGGAACGGGUAGGACGUGUCGAGACUGACGCGUCCGGACGCGCUAUUGGAGGCGUCUACUCCCAGGCCUAUUCAGGUAAUGGCGGACGAAUCGUGUGGAGACCCGUUGCGUUCUACUCGCGCAAGAUGAACAAAGCGGAAUUGAACUACGGGGGACCGGAUCAAGAGAUGCUCGCAAUUGUCACAGCAUUCAAGGAAUGGCGGUACUAUCUUGAAUCGGUAGCGACUCCCACCUAA